Equus quagga is the source of this 2530-nucleotide messenger RNA. RefSeq names its product leucine rich repeat containing 73 (gene LRRC73). Lineage: Eukaryota; Metazoa; Chordata; Mammalia; Perissodactyla; Equidae. The transcript has 6 exons. The record is from RefSeq and is a predicted model, not a curated record. The coding region runs from base 959 to 1909 and encodes 316 amino acids.
ACGCGGGGGUGGGGCGGGGCGCGCCGGAAAGGGCCCUGGGGACUUUCAAACGGGACGCGAGGGCGUGCCCGGGGCUCAGGCGAAGGCACCGAGGAUCUGGACGUCGGAAUGGGGAACGACGGGAGAAUGGGCAAAAAAGUCCGGUGGGUCACAGUCUCCAACGCCAUCCGCAUGCGCCGCGCCUCCACUCUUGCGUCCCCACCCCGCUGCCAGUCCCGGGCCUCAACACCGCUCCCUACACGCUACCUGCUGUAGGCCCACACCCGGGGGAGGAGCGUGCACACCGCUCCGGAACCACCCGGUGUGCGCAAACCUCGUGGACGCGCGUGGCCGAGGCCGGGCAGGGGGCGGGGCGAGCGGCGGUGACGCGGCGGUUGCCAUGGGAACCCGCCGCCCGCUCCGGUGCAGGAGCCGAAACCGAAGCUGCCGCCCGCCGCCCGCUGCCCGCCUGCCGGGUGCCCGCCUGCCCACUCCGGGCUCUCCCCGCGGGGCGGUAGGGGGAGCCGGGCUGGAGGAGGGGACGGGGAUGCGGCCUCCGAGCGGAGACUGGCCCCGCGCGUCCUAAGCCGAGGCCCCUGAGCCGCCGCCGCCGCCACCGGGAGGGCCCAGAACAAGCGCGGGCAGCGCCCGUCCGGCUCCGGAUCGCGCAUCCCGGCCCGCCGCCCAGACACGGACCGCACGGUCCGCCCCGGCCGCAGCGCCGCGAGGUCUCAGCCCUGCCGGCGACCUCCGCGCCUCCGCAACCCCGGCCGGCUCCGGCCCGGGACCCCGCGCUCCUCGCCGCUGCAGCCGCCGCCCCUACCGCCGCCGCCUGCGCCUCUGCCGCCGCCGCUGCCCCCGCUUCGUCCGCGCCCCCAGCCCGGGCCCCGACCUCAGCCCCGACCCCGCCCGCGGCCCCGCCAACCUCGGCCGCGGCCCAGGCCCCACCCCCGGCCCCGGAGGUCCAGCCGUGGGAACGAUGCUGCCCAGCUCCAUCCAGAUUUCGGGGGAGCCGCUGUCAGGCGCCGAGGUGCGGGACAUCUGCCGCGGCCUGCGCGACAACGCCGUGCGCCUGCUCUCGCUGCGCGGCUGCCGCCUUUGCGACCGCGACUUCGGCCGCAUCUGCCGGGCCCUGGCCGGGGCCACGUCGCUGGCACAGCUCAACCUUAACCUGGGCGUCGUGUCCAGCCCCAGCCGCAUCAAGCAGCUGGCGGAGGCGCUGCGGACCAACCGCUCCAUCCAGUCCCUCUUCCUGCAUGGGAGCCCCCUGACAGAUGCCGGGCUGGCCUUGCUGAACCCCGCCCUGGCCCUCCACCCUGCCCUCGUGGCUCUGGACUUGGGGGACUGCAUGCUGGGUGAUGAAGCCAUCAACCUCAUCUGUGGCCUCCUCCCCCCAGAUGGGGCCAAAUCUGGCUUGAAGGAGUUAACGCUGAGUGCCAACCCUGGCAUCACCCCUAAGGGCUGGAGCCGCCUCGCCAUUGCCGUGGCCCACAGCUCCCAGGUCCGCGUCCUCAAUCUGGACUACAACCCCCUGGGUGACCAUGUGGCAGGGAUGCUGGCUGUAGCUGUGGCCUCCAGCCGCACCUUAGAGGUCCUAGACUUGGAGGGCACAGGGCUCACCAACCAGUCAGCUCAGACCCUGCUGGACAUGGUAGAAAAUUACCCCACGGCUUUGCGGAGCCUGGUGCUGGCUGAGAACAGCAUCAGCCCAGAGCUGCAGCAGCAGAUCUGUGACCUCCUCUCUGAGGGGGAGGAGGAAGAGGAGACGGCAGGAGGGGCUGGCAACACCCAGGAACGAGAGAGAGGGCAGGAGUCUGCUGUCCACCAGAGGGGCAGCAGCUCCUGGAUGUGCCCCAGUGAUCCCAGCUCUCAGAUGGUGCUAAUGACGUCAGGACUAGGGGACAGUCUGUUGGCUGAGACCGAGAUGUGACUCUCCCACUUGGGCUUCUGCGCAUCACUACAUUUGUCUGUGUCCCCAGCACCUUGACCCAGGUGUCAGGGUCAGGCCCUGGGGCUCUGGCAGCUCCUGGCAGUGUGGUGGGAGGCUCUGGAAACUGUGACAGAGCAACAGCCUUGGAGGCAGUUGAACCCAAGGCAAUGCCUCUGCACUUGUUGGCAGCUCUGGCUGCAGCCCGCUGGCUCGGAAGAGAUUUUAUGAACUCUACAACCUGGCGUGUGGCUGUGGUCACUGGGGCUCAGCAGUAGGGGAGGAACUGGAAUUACCACUAGGCACCACUAGGGGGCAGUGCCACCUCACAGCCCAAGCUCCAGGCAGUGUCCUCUGGCCCCAAGUGUCCCAGACAGGUCUUGACCUGGGGUUCUGGGAUGACACCUCACACAGGCCCCACGAUAAGCAUCAUAACUAAGGUAAACACCCCACCUCAAGAGCUGGGCUGGACUGCACUCUACCUCGAGGAGAGACUUGGUCCCGGCCAAAGUUACUUGAGGUGUACCCUCUCCCACUGCCGGAUGCUCCAUGCCCAGGGAAGACCCUGGCAGAGUGUGGCAAGGGAGAAUCACUAGCAAAGACUAGGACAUCACAAGCACUGAG